UGAAAGACUGGCUUUAAUUUGCAGGGAGCACCAUUGAGUUCUUACAGAUUCACUCAAAUGGAAAACAAAGCUUGCUUCAUCUGGUGUUUAUGUAUCUUCACUUACAUGACCCUUUUUCCGGCAGGUUAAUCAUCUAAGCAUAUAUACGUGGACAUGUUUGAUCUGAAGGUUGAUGCUGGACUCAAACGACACAAUGGGAAACAUAAGCUGUUUGUUUUCGGAGACUCGUACGUAGAUACAGGGAAUUGGCCAAAAUCAAUGUCUACUUCUUGGAAAGAACCUUAUGGCCUCACUUACCCUGGUUCUCCUUCCGGCAGAUUUUCCGACGGCCUCGUUCUCACUGAUUUUAUUGCUUCAUUCCUUGGCAUAAGAUCACCUCUACCUUAUACUAAGAAGGGAUCUGAUAGGAAAUCAUCAGUAAAAGCUGGAGUGAAUUUUGCAUAUGGAGGCACAGGUGUAUUCAACACAUUUGUUAACCAACCAAAUAUGACCACACAAAUAAAUUAUUUUCAGCAGCUAAUAAUUCAAGAAGAAGAGGUGUAUACAAAAGAGGAAAUGAGUUCCUCCAUUGCUCUUGUAUCUGUGGCAGGCAAUGAUUAUGCUACUUUCUUAACCAAAAAUGGAAACAAUAUGAAGGACUUGGGUGAUUUAACUAAAUCAAUAAUAAGUCAACUUGAAUUAAACCUUAGACGCAUACAUGGAUUGGGAGUUUCAAAAGUAGGCAUCACAGCAAUGGAACCAAUAGGAUGUUUGCCGAGAAUGACUGCUGUUUCUUCCUAUGAGAAUUGCAGUGAUUCUGCAACUUCUCUCUCAAGAUUUCACAAUGAAAUUCUGCAGCAAACUAUAGAGAAGCUCAAUAAUCAAACUGGUAAACCAGUUUUCGUCAUUCUUGAUCUCUACAGUGCCUUCAUGUCUGCCUUAAACAUACAGCAAAGCCAUCCAGGAAAUUCAUCAAACUUUGAGAAUCCACUGAAACCAUGUUGCAUGGGGACGAGCAGUGAGUAUUCAUGCGGAGACAAGAGGGGAACGACGAAGAAAUAUGUCGUAUGUCGAAAUCCACAGCUUUCAUUUUUCUGGGAUAUUAUUCAUCCUUCUCAGCAAGGCUGGUUUGCUGUUUUUUCUGCUCUAAAGCCUUCUCUACGUUCCCUACUGUAAAUCAUAGGCUAGUCUGACAGAGGCAGAGCCAAGAAUUAAUUAAAUUUAUGAGUUGUUCCGAAUUUGUCACUAAAUCCAUAGCUCGUUUUAAUUA
Messenger RNA from Nicotiana tabacum (common tobacco), 1249 nucleotides. RefSeq names its product GDSL esterase/lipase At5g03610-like. Gene Ontology annotation, molecular function: hydrolase activity, acting on ester bonds. The record is from RefSeq and is a predicted model, not a curated record. NCBI's taxonomy places the organism in Eukaryota, Viridiplantae, Streptophyta, Magnoliopsida, Solanales, Solanaceae.